CUCUCUCUCUCUCUCUCUCUCUCUCUCUCCUCUCUGUCUCUCUGUGUUUGAAGUUCCUGCUCUCUCUCUCUAUAGUACCCUGCGAAAAGUUGAAGGCAUCGUGCUACAAUUUGUAAGGCCUCGAUCUACAGGGUUUCAAGAUGCCGGCCACUGCAGGUCGUGUUCGUAUGCCUGCUAACAACAGGGUUCACAGCAGUGCAGCCCUUCAGACCCACGGAAUAUGGCAAAGCGCCAUAGGCUACGAUCCCUAUGCUCCAAACCAGAACAAUUCGAAGCAAUCCUCUGAUCAGAAUGUUCAAUCAUCUGAACCAGAGGGAGAGAACGCAUAUGCUAGCUUUCAGGGCCUUCUUGCCCUGGCACGACUAACUGGUUCUAACGCUGAUGAAGCUAGAGGAUCCUGCAAAAAGUGUGGAAGGGUGGGUCACCUCACCUUUCAAUGUAGGAACUUUCUGAGUGUAAAGGAAGAGGUGGGAGCAAUUCCAGCAGUUAUCCCUGGUUCAGAUAAACAAAAGGCGAAUGGGAAGGGCAGUUUUGGUGAAGAAAAUGACCUCUCAGAUGACAGCUCUGAGGAUGAGGAAGAGGAGGAGAGCAAAGAUGAAUCAGACAGUGAGGAAGAUUCAGAGAUUGAGAGGAUUAUCGCUUCUCGCAUGGGAAAAGGGACAAAGAAGGUGUCAGGUUCAUCGAACAAGAAGCGGGUUUCUAGGGAGAGAAAGCACAAGGGUUCGGAAGAGGAUGAUUCAGAUUCUAGUGAGCGAAGGCAUAGGAAGAGAGAGGAGAGAGAGAGGAGAGAGAAGAGGAAGAGAAGGGGGCAUAGAAGGCCUUCAGACAGUGAGGAUUCAGAUAGGAAGAGUAAAAGAGAGAACAGAAAGAGCAGACAGGAGAGGAAGAAGAGGAGCCAUAGGUAUUUGGAUUCUGAUAGCGAGGCUGAGAGUGUGAAAAGGCGUCGCAAGAGUAGCAGAAGGUCCUCUGAUUCAGAGACUGAUCGUUCAUCAGGUGAUUCUGAGAGGGGCAGGAGCAGGCACCGAUCUCAUAAGAGAAAGCAUUGAGAGAGAGAGAGAGAGAGAGAGAGAGAGAGAGAGAGAGAGAGAGAGAGAGGACCAAGAAGCCUGAGUUGUAGCUAUAAUCUCAGAUUAAAAUAUGAUCAGGCUAUUACAUCAAGCUAUUGGUAAGUUUGAAGUUUGUAUUUUGAUGAAUUGGAAAAAACUGUGACUAUUUUUUUAUUUUUUUGCUUCUUUCUUGUGAGUUUUGUUUCUUUCUUGUGAGUUGUGUUUGAUGAAUUUUGUGUGGCUUGUAACUGUAAGGAAACUGGUUAGCCUAUUACUCUAUUAUAUAUUUUUUAAUUUGCUUUUGAAUAUUUUGUAAAUACGGGUUAGAUUUCUU
Molecule: messenger RNA, 1380 nt
Organism: Amborella trichopoda
Lineage: Eukaryota; Viridiplantae; Streptophyta; Magnoliopsida; Amborellales; Amborellaceae
Source: RefSeq, a predicted model, not a curated record